Scheffersomyces coipomensis is the source of this 996-nucleotide messenger RNA. RefSeq lists its product as uncharacterized. The coding region runs from base 1 to 996 and encodes 331 amino acids. Gene Ontology annotation, cellular component: Golgi membrane. The record is from RefSeq and is a predicted model, not a curated record. The transcript has a single exon. NCBI's taxonomy places the organism in Eukaryota, Fungi, Ascomycota, Pichiomycetes, Serinales, Debaryomycetaceae.
AUGAGUAAACGUAUCAAUUUGCCUUAUAGUACUCAGGAUCUUUUCCCUCAAGUGGCAGGAACUCCCAAUUCACUGAGAUUGGUGGGAUCAACUACGGCAGGGUCUAUAAUAUCAAACAAUUCAUCCAUGAUAAAUCAUAAUUAUACCUUUCAUCCAGCAUCAACCAGUACAUCAUCAUCAUCCACCACAACAUCUACUCUAUCUAAUCGAUUCCAAAAUCUUAAGAAGAUGUUCAAACGGUUAUUCAAACCUACCACUCUUGAUUUUGAAACUGCCAUUUGGGAAAUCUUUCAUCUUAUUAUAAACCCUAAGAAAAUGUAUCGAUCCCAUUACUUUUAUAAACAACAAUCUACAUCGACUAAUGGGAAGUCAAGUUAUACUAGAGAUGAUCCAUCAUUCCUUAUAUUGCUUACGGUAUUCUUAUCCAUAAGUGCCAUUGCUUGGGGAUUGGCUUAUUCUCCAAGAGUGGUUGACAUACUAAAAUUAAUUGUUUAUAUGGUUUUCAUUGAUUUUUAUUUGACUGGAGUUAUAAUUGCUACUAUUUCAUGGUUUAUAACUAAUAAAUUAUUCAAUAAUACUUAUGGAAACUUGGGAGGGUUAAAUAAAUAUAAUUUGAAUUAUAUCGAAUGGGGAUUUUGUUUUGAUAUUCAUUGUAAUUCAUUUUUAGUAAUUUGGGCUUUACUUUAUUUAUUACAAUUUUUAUUAUUACCUUUAUUAAGAUUUAAAAAUUCCAUCUUCUCCCUUAUAUUAGGUAAUUCAUUAUAUUUUGGAUCUAUUGGGUAUUAUUUCGUCAUUACAUUUUAUGGAUUUAAUUCAUUACCAGUUAUAAGUUCAUUAUCAAACAAUCAAAGAUCAAAUGGUUCAACUAGUCCAGCCAGAUUAUUACAGUUAAUUAUCAUAGGUGGUAUCUUACCCCUCUUAGCCAUUGCAUGGCUCAUUACCGUUUGUUUUGGAUUUAAUGUGGCCGAUGCUAUGGUUGACACUUACUUCAAUUAA